AUGUCUGAUGAUGAAGAUAUCGACGCCGCCUCCGCACAUGGAGAUCCAUAUGAUCCCGCAGAGACAGAACGGCAGCUGGACGAAGAAUACCCUAAUCGGCCCAGAAACCAUUCUCCAACUCUUCCCUUUCACACACUCUUUCAAGACCUGUUCAAUCCUCUGAUUGAGAACAGAACAAACAAGCCGGUGGGCACCGCGGUCAACCGAAGAAAACUCGGUCCAGAUGCUCGGACCAAGACCUCGCCAUCCGAGAGGCGUCGAGCAAUCAUCGAGCGCUACAUCGCUCGAUGGCGGAGAGAUGUGGGAAACGACUUCUACCCUGCAUUCCGUCUCAUCAUUCCAGACAAGGAUCGAGAACGCGGGGUCUACGGCUUGAAGGAGAAAAUCCUAGGCAAUCUCCUGGUGAAAAUCUUGAAGAUUGACAAGAAUUCUGAGGAUGGCUUCAACCUCCUCCACUGGAAAAUCCCCGGCCAAGGCAAAUCUGCUGGAGAUUUUGCUGGACGAUGUCACGAGGUAAUUUCGAAACGACCCAUGAGAGUCCAACCGGGGGAUAUGAAGAUUGAAGAGGUCAAUGAGCUUUUGGACAAAUUGUCCGCGGCACCUAGGGAAGAACAUCAGUUACCCAUCCUAACAGAGUUCUACAAACGCAUGAACGCGGAAGAGCUUAUGUGGCUGAUACGGAUCGUCUUGCGACAAAUGAAGGUGGGUGCGACGGAGAGAACCUUGUUCCACAUCUUCCAUCCAGACGCCGAAACCCUAUUCAAUGUCUCCAGCAACCUUCGUCGAGUCUGCUGGGAACUGUAUGAUCCAAGCAUACGUCUCGAAGGUGACGAGACGAGCGUCACACUGAUGCAGUGCUUCCAGCCGCAGCUCGCCCAGCAUAACAACGAAUCACUCCAAAAAAUAGUCCAGCGACUGCGGCCGACCGAAGAGGAUGACGAAUUUUGGAUCGAGGAGAAACUGGACGGUGAGCGUAUGCAGUUGCACAUGAAAACCGACGAAUCCGUACCAGGAAAGAGACGCUUUCAAUUCUGGUCUCGAAAGGCCAAGGACUAUACGUAUCUUUACGGCAGUAAGUUCUACGACAAGAACGGAGCUCUUACCCAGUUCAUCAAAGACGCUUUCAGACCGGACAUCGAAAACAUCAUUCUGGAUGGCGAAAUGAUUACGUGGGAUCCCGAACAGGAUGCCCCCGUGGCGUUCGGGAGCUUGAAAACGGCAGCUCUUGCGGAACAACGCAAUCCGUUCGCGAAUGGGCAGAGACCACUCUUCCGCGUUUUCGACAUUCUUCUCCUGAACGAUCAAAAUCUGACUCGGUAUACGCUCAGAGACCGCCGGAGGGCCUUGGAAGCUAGCAUCAAAUCGGUCCCUCGGCGGUUCGAACUCCAUGAAUACAAGGUCGGAAGAACGGUGGAGGACGUGGAGAAUUGCCUCCGCGAGGUUAUUGCCCAGGCAUCGGAAGGGUUGAUGCUCAAAAGCCCCCGGUCUGCAUACCGUCUCGAUGACCGUAAUGGUGAUUGGCAAAAGGUGAAGCCCGAGUACAUGACCGGCUACGGUGAGUCGUUUGAUUGCCUGAUCAUAGGUGCCUUUUACGGCACUGGCCGGCGAGGAGGGAACUUGUCAAGUUUCCUUUGCGGCCUGCGCGCCCCAGCCAACUACAAAGGUCAGGGUCAGAGCCAGAGCCAGAGCCAACCCCCCACACGCAGCCAGGCUGAGCCUGACAGCGAGGAACCGUCACCGAAGUUCGUCUCUUUUUUCAAGGUCGGCGGUGGCAUGACCGCCAACGACUAUGCUACCAUUCGCCACCAAACCGAUGGAAAAUGGAUCGACUGGGACCCGAAACGGCCUCCGACGCAGCAUGUCGAUCUUGGUGGUGGAAACAAUAUCCAGAAAGAGAAGCCCGAUGUCUGGAUCAAAGCUCAAGACUCUUUAGUGGUCGAAGUCAAGGCAGCCCAAGUGACGGCGAGUGACGACUAUGGCUGUGGUAUGACUUUACGCUUCCCACGUUUCAAACGACUUCGAAGGGAUAAGGACUGGCGGACUGCUCUGUCAUUGGAAGAAUUCAUGGACCUGCGUGACAAUAUCGAGAAGGCACAAGAGAAAGCCAUGGAAGUGGACGAUGCGAAGAAGAAACAGCGAAAGCCCCCACCCCGCAAGAAAAUCAUCACCGUCGCCGGAUACAACGCCAAAGCUAUCAAUAAUGCUUCUCUACCCGACGGUCCCCGAGGCAAUGUCUUUGAAGGUCUGACAUUCUAUAUUAUGACCGAGUCGACAUCGCCAGCGCCGAAGAAAUCGAAGCUCGAACUUGAGGCGCUGGUCAAAGCCAACGGCGGCAAGAUUGUCCAGACGCAUACGGCGGUCGCAGACACCAUUUGCGUCGCUGCCCGACGGACCGUCAAAGUGGCGAGUCUCGAGAAGCGUGGAGAAAAGGAGAUUGUGAAGCCGCUCUGGAUUUUUGACUGCAUCGACCAAGCCCACAAGGACUUUGUCAGGGGAUAUCCGGAGAUGGUCCUCCCCUGGGAGCCGGAUCGGCACUUGUUCUUUGUACCAGAAGAUAUGAGGGACAGAUUUGCCGAUAAUGUAGAUGAGUAUGGGGACAGUUAUGCCAGGGACACCAGCGUGGACGAAUUGAGCAAGUGCAUGGAUAGAAUGGUCGAUAUUCAUGAUGACCAAGGUUACGACGAGGACAGAUUUGCAGAGCUUUUCCCAGACUAUCUCGACAUGAAGGGGUAUAUGUUUCAUGGACUGGUAUUCUUCUUCGACCAGCCCGGGUUGGAGCAGAAUGGAUCAGACGCGGUAUCGGGGAUAGACUCGAACGAGGCACCAAAUACUACUGACAGCACGGACAUAACGACCCGCAACAUGGCUCUCUUCGCCGGCGCAAAGGUGCUCCUGCCUCCCAAAUCUGGGCCUGCUUCAGCCUCGCUGUCCGCACUCCCCGAAAAGGAGAGACAGACAAUCACGCACAUAAUCGCACACGCCACAUCAGACCUGCCAGGUCUCAGAAAGACCGUUGCACGCUGGAAGAGUCGGAGGAUCCCACAUAUCGUGAGCGUCGAGUGGGUGCAGGCGUGCUGGCGUGAGGGCACGCGAGUGGACGAGGAGGCGUAUGUUGCUAGAUGA
Capronia epimyces CBS 606.96 is the source of this 3123-nucleotide messenger RNA. RefSeq names its product DNA ligase 4. Gene Ontology annotation, biological process: DNA recombination; nucleotide-excision repair, DNA gap filling; double-strand break repair via nonhomologous end joining. The coding region runs from base 1 to 3123 and encodes 1040 amino acids. NCBI's taxonomy places the organism in Eukaryota, Fungi, Ascomycota, Eurotiomycetes, Chaetothyriales, Herpotrichiellaceae. Gene Ontology annotation, molecular function: DNA ligase (ATP) activity; DNA binding; ATP binding. The record is from RefSeq and is a predicted model, not a curated record. Gene Ontology annotation, cellular component: DNA ligase IV complex. The transcript has a single exon.